Molecule: messenger RNA, 249 nt
Organism: Coniophora puteana RWD-64-598 SS2
Lineage: Eukaryota; Fungi; Basidiomycota; Agaricomycetes; Boletales; Coniophoraceae
Exons: 6
Coding region: 1-249 (82 amino acids)
Source: RefSeq, a predicted model, not a curated record
AUGGAAACGCCGAAGGAGAUCGCGACUCUGACGCUCGAUCAGAGGCUCAACUACACACAAGUCGCUAUGGCUUGUCUGGCUGCAUAUGCAUGGGUCUGGGACAUCAAUAGGGAGGUUGAGCUCAUCUGGGGAAAGCAACAAUCGGCAUUCUCCAGACUUUCUUACAUCGUACUUCGCUACGGAGGGGUGUUUAUGAUGAUGUACGUCCUUCGGCCUAAAUACCUAGAGCGCGUCGUCGUCGUCGACUAA